Alternaria atra is the source of this 1179-nucleotide messenger RNA. RefSeq lists its product as uncharacterized. NCBI's taxonomy places the organism in Eukaryota, Fungi, Ascomycota, Dothideomycetes, Pleosporales, Pleosporaceae. The coding region runs from base 1 to 1179 and encodes 392 amino acids. The transcript is spliced from 2 exons. The record is from RefSeq and is a predicted model, not a curated record.
AUGGCUGAACAGGAUGAAGUCGCGAGCAAGGUCCUGCGAAGGGCUCAGGUCUCAAAGAUGACUCGAACGCUGCAGAACCGCCUCGCUCUGGCCAACGUCAAGAUGAAGAACGGCUGGGAGAGCCUCAGUCUGGAUGCCAUUGAACCUGUCCUCGACGGUGUUGAGCGCAAGCGCAAACGCCCCGGCUCUAGCAACGAAGCCAUGUCGGAUGUAUCGAGCGUCUCGGAGCGCUUCUAUCAACCCAGCGUCCUCGACUCCUCUCCACUCCAAGCGCCCAUCUUCUCAGACGAUAUUCGACGUUCUGUUGGUCGGUCCGUCAGCACCGGCAGUUACAUGCAAAACAAGCGCCCUCGUUACGACCGAACAAAGUACCCAGCAUCGAGCAACCAUGCCCGUGUCAAAGUUAGGACUGCCACCAGCGCUGCCACAUCGUGGAAGAACAACUUCCAGUUGCCCGAGUCUUCGCCUGUAUACCAUCGCAGACAUGCACGCUUCGGUCGUCAGCACGUCCCGAGCCUAUCCUUCGUCUCGGAAACCUCGACCGUUCCCGACCCGCACUCACCCCUACUGUCUGAAGACGACGACGAAGACCUACCCAUCACAUCCUUCUCUCUCAACAGAUCGCACUUCCAAUCCUCCUUUCAAUCAUCGCCCCCGAGAGCCCCACGCACACCGCCCCCGGACGUUGCACGUUCAGCACGUCUUCGACAACGCGGGUUCAAUGCUGCCGGCGCAGCUCGGGAAGGCAAACAAGGGGAUGACGAUGCAAACCUCUUGAUGUACCUAGCUACAUCACCGACGCCGGUCCGACCCGGCCACCAGAAGCCGCAAAUGCUGGCCCCAUCGACUCCGCCACCAAAAGCCACACCUCUUCCCUCGUCGAUGAUGUCCACACCCGGUGGUGGUGGCUCUCACUAUACAGGCUUUAGUCUUGCGACACCCUCAACAAACCUCAACUUUGCAGAAUUCCUCAACAUGUCGCCUAGUCCGGCGCAGGCAAAUGCUUCAUCGUGGAACCGCACACCUGUUGCCGCCCGAACACCCGCUGCUGUCCGGGAAGCACGACGUCAUCUCAACUUUGACAACAUCGUUCCAUCUGGUGACACUUCGCACAUGAGUGCUCACAUGGGAAAAGUAGAUGGCUUCGGCAUGGACCUCGGCGGUGAACUGAUCUCGUAA